This is a messenger RNA of Cladocopium goreaui, 6741 nucleotides long. Lineage: Eukaryota; Dinophyceae; Suessiales; Symbiodiniaceae. The record is from the annotation of a GenBank genome assembly.
AUGGCAGCUGAAAGGAGAGCAUCUUCAUUGCCCCCUGCAAAUCCUUUUUGGAGCGAUAGAACCCAAGCUGAUCAUGAGUUGGAACAAAUGAGGCCAGUGAAUUUAGAAAGCUGGGAGGCUCCUGUACCCCAUGAUGAUGAUGACUUAGAUCAAUCCCCACGUGUUCCCUUGCCAAGCGGUGUGUCGGGACAUGAUCGGGAACAUGGGCUGCAGUUUCAGACUCCUGGUGAUGCGAAACCAGCUGCUCUGACUUUGGAUAGCGAGAAGCCUUGCGUUGAAGAACCAGAGAAGUUGGAGACGGAGGUGACCUAUGAGCCUCUGCAGCAUGAUCAAGCGACUGGGAAGCGUCCUGAGAGGGUGUGGAAUAGAAGGGGACAGUGUGAUGAAAAAAUGUCUUCAAAAGCUGUACCAAGUUGUGAUGAAAAUGAAAAGAAAGAGAGUGGACUGGAGAAAGAUUUGGGGGAUCAAGUUUUGCAGCACUUUCAGCAAGAGACGGUGAGACUUCAGAGCCAGAAUGACUCCUUGAUCAAGGAAAUUCAGAGACUCAAGGAGGAGAAACAGCGUAGUGAACUGAAUGUUCCAUCGUCCUGGAAUGCAAGUGCUAGGCAACCAACACCUCCACCUCGAAAGUCCCCACAGACUCGAGAAUCUCAACAUGUUUGGAUGUCACCAGACACUUUCAGAUGUACUCCAAAUGGUACACGUAUCCCUUCUGGACCUCCUCCACCAUCGCCACCACCUUUGCCCGCUUGGCCAGUUGACUUGCAGGGCUAUGAAACCUGUUUGGAGCCGCCAAGGAAGCUUCGUGGGGUGAUGGGUGAUGUCCAGUACAAGAUUGGAGGAGGCGUCAUCACGCCACGGGAGAAUCAGAAUGCCAUCACGGUCGGGCUGAUAGCACUGCAUUGCAUGAGCUUGGUGAAGUAUGUCAACAUGGAAGUGCUGGUGGCCGAAGUCACACAGUGGAAGGAGCCUCGAGUCAUCAACGAGGGACGUGAUGCAAGCUUGGAGGCUGGAGAUUGGAUCAUUCAACUUGAACCUCUUGUGGGUGAUUUGUCAAAGAAUGCCACGGCUUGGUGGAGGCGUGUGAUGGCAGCCACCACCGAAAAGUACUCCCUUUGGCUGUACUCUGACCCACUCUCAGCUGCAGAACUUUGUGCGCAGUUGCCGGAUCCAUUGUUGAUGAUCCGAACACUGGAUGGCAUCUCCAAACCAGUCGUUGAUGGUUCUGCACAAGCGAGCUUCAGGAUUGCAACUUUCCGCAUGAAGCACAACCUGGAUGUUCAGCCAUCACUGCAAAAUCUGUGGCUGUUCUACGACUUGCUGCUGGCAGAAGGCGUCAACAAGGGUGUGGUGAGUGCGGAGGAUGAAGUGAAAGGAAAAGGGGAUGGAACAUCGGCGUCAAACAGCAAUGGCGUCGGAGGUGGCAAGAAACCUGAGACCAAUGGCGCUGCAGUUGCAGUUGGAUCCAGUGAGCUGCUCAGUGAAGCCACCAAACUUCUCAAAUCCCUUCAUCUUCCGUCUAUGAAGAAGAUCACCCUGCAAGAGCUUGGAGAUCCUUUGAUGAGCCCUUCGAACUUGAUGCUGCUCGACAGUGGCGCUACUCACUCCUUGCGAAGGGCAAGAACUUGGGAAGAGUGGGAUCAAGCUCAUCAAACUGUGGUGGCAUUGGCCCAGGGCUCAACCUCCAAUUUGCGUCUCAAGCAUGCUACCUGCACUCUUUUGUCAACACCUACGGAUGGCAGUUUUGGGAACGGCAUUUUGCCCAUGGGUGCACUGGCUAAGAUUGGAUAUGAGAUUGUCUGGAGCGGGGGAGACUGCCGGGUACGUGGACCAGCUGGAGAAAAGAUCAACGUACAGGUUGUCAAUGGAUGCCCUAUGAUUGAAUGUAAGAAGGGCAUGCAACUGAUGGAACAGCUGGAGAACGACAGUCAACUCUCUGCCGCCAGAACUGCAAUCGUCAGUGCUAUCAUGAAGCAGCCGGACUUGAUGCAUCAACUCCAAGAACUAGAUGCUGAGACCCUUUUUACAGUCAUGAUCAAAAAAGAAUUUCCUGAUUUGCCGGAUGCAAUUUGCCGGCGUGUGGUGCCAAAGAUGUCAGAAAUUGACAGUGAAAAGCUCCCAUGGAACAGAAGGCUGCGACGAAAAAUGAUGAAGUCAAAACGAGUAGUACUUCAUCUCUUCAGUGGCCCUGAUGAGAAGACCUGGAAGGUGUUGGAUGAUGCCGACACUAUGGUGAUUUGUGUAGACAAGGUCCUGCACCCACGAAGCGAUGUGCUCAAUGACCAUCUCAUGAUGUUCCUGCUGAAGCUGGCUAUGACAGGAUCUGUUCACGCUAUUCUUGGUGGCCCACCAUGCCGGUCUGUCUCGGCCUGUCGCUAUGCUGAUGAUGGAGGGCCCAAACCAGUGAGAAGUGAACAAGAGCCUUAUGGGUUGGCUACUCUGUCGCAACAACAGCGCGAUUGGGUUGAGGAUGACAUUGCAAUGCUCUUCAGGAUGAAGUUGAUCUACAUGGUGGCUGAUCACUAUCGACCGUCUUGGUGUGAGCAGGUCAUCUUUGCGUUGGAACAGCCACAAGAUCCCAAAGAGUAUCGGCCUCAACAGGACAUUGACAAGCACCACUACAUGAGCAUUUGGAGAACCACAGCAUGGAAACUUUUCCAGGCCAAGUACAAUCUGACUUUGACAUCUUUUCAACAGGGGGCAUUUGGCCACCCAAAACCGAAACCCACCACUUUUGCUCACAAUCUACAAGGUUUUGAGGAGUUGGAAGGUGCCAAAGCAGUAUAUGAAAAUCCAGAUCAUGGCUGGCGAGAUCGUCCUCUUGAAGAACGUAUUCAAGAAUCUGCGACGUGGGCACAGUGGGCUCCAGGGUUGAAGGCUGCCUUGAUUGAAGGCUUGAAGAGGCAGUUCAAGAGAAGGGAUGCUGGGCGCUGUCACAUCGGGGCACCGGGCAAUGCGGAGGAGGCAACCUGGGUAGUGGAUGAAGAUGGUGUGGAUGGUGAUGUGGAGGAUGGAGAGCUUCCACGUUUUGAAGCUGACGUGGAGGAUCAACCAUGUGAGGAGGAUGAUGCCGCAACUAACCGGGCCAAGACGGCUUUUGACAGCUGGAUGAAGUUGGUGGAAGAGCAUAAGCAGGUCAAGGUCAAGACUUUGACUUUUGCGGAAGUCAUCACCUCAAGAGCUACAGGCCAUGUCUUGGAAGGUUUGGCAAAGAUAUACGCCAAAAUCAGGAGCCUGGCACUUCCAGUUCUACGGCUGCAUGCCGAUAGGGCACGAGAGCUGACAUCAAAGGCCAUCCAGGCGUGGUGCCACAGUCGCGACAUUGUAGCGACAUACACCUCUGGCUCUGAUUGGAAAAGCAAUGGGAGGGCAGAAAAUGAGAUCGGCAUUGUCAAGCGACAUGCAAAAAUUUUGAUGCGGGCGCAUAACAUCAAUGAGGAGCGAUGGCCCAUCCUUGUGAAGCAUGCCGCAGAGCGACGUUUGCGAUGGCAACUCCAACAAGUUGGCUAUCCUGUGCCUGAUCUCUUGCCCUUCUACACCAAGGUUCUGGUCAAACGAAAGUCCUGGAAUCAAAGAUAUGCUGCAUGGAGGUGGGAACGUGCCCCUGGCCGUAUUUGUGGCCCUGAUCCAUGGUCAUCUCUGACACCAGGUGGGUACUGUGUGCAGCUUGAAGAUGGGACUUUCUUGGCAUCUACAGAUGUGGUGGUGGAACAAUCAGAACUGGGGGAGGGACUCACAUUGGAUCUGGUAGUGCAAGAGCGACUUCAAGCUCCUGGUGAACAACAAAUUUCUGAAAUUCCCAAGCGCCGUUUGCGCUUCAAACAAGGAGUUCCUCAAAUGGCUCGCUUGGAGUUGGGUUCCAACUCGGGGGAGAAGGUUGAUGUUCAGGCCAAGUGCAACAGCGAGUGUGAUCAUGUUGAAGUCAAGCGACUUCUCAAAAUGCAUCAAGAGACUGCAAAGGUCUUGUCUGAGGAAUGUGUUCUUGUGGACGACUUGGAUCCUGAACAAGCAGCUUGCAUCCCAGCGUUGGCAAUGUUGGCUAAUCAAAAGUUCGAUUUGGAACUUCAGCUGCGAGCUCUGGACUUGGAAAAGAAGCACAAGGAGGAGGAAGAGAAUUUCUUGGUGACAAAAACCAUCACCACUGAGCAGGUCUACAAAGAAUGGGAUGAUUGGAAGCUUGCCAUGAUGAGCGAAUACACAUCCAUUGUGGAGGAGAAGAAAGCUGUGCGACAAGUGAAAAGAUGUGAAGCACAGCGCAUGGCAACGGAGAGCAACAUCAAGUACGAGGAGCUUCCAAGUAAAGUGGUGUUCACGAGAAAGAUGGGUGGAAAAAGGAAGGUGAGAGCAUGUAUUUGUGGCAACUAUGAGAAUGAAGUUGCCACUGCCACAUAUGCUGGAGGUUGUGACGCAUCACAGAUCCGAUGCCUCAUUCGUCAUGCAGCACUGGAAAAAUGGGCCCUGUACGGGACUGACAUCAAAUGUGCCUUUCUGAAUGCGGAGCGCAAAGACCGCACCAAGCUGAUUGCCAUGUCUAUCCCCUACAUCUACGUCAAACUUGGACUUGCAUCACAUCAAGAUGUUUGGUUGGUCGAUGCUGCUAUGUAUGGCCUAGUGCCAGUCCACGUGACUGGUCAGACCAUCGAGAUGAAACGAGAUCCUGUCGCAACUUGCGCUCGCAAAGCAAUAGCUGAAGUUUGGGAGUGUGCUGAACCAGAAAGGGCGACUCUGGAAAAGCCGGUAUCUUUUUGCGGCUUUGAAAUCCAACAGAACAGCUCUGAGCGUGGCGGAGGUUUUAGACUUCAUCAGCAUAGCUAUGAGGAGGAGCUCAUCAAGAAAUGGGAGGUUCAUCAAAGCUCAUCACAGGUGGACUUCAAACUUCCUCUACCUGAAGAAGAAGCAGAAUUUGUCAAGUCUGAAAACUUGGACUUGGUGCGCCGUGCGCAAGCUUGCACUGGUGCCUUGCUUUGGCUUGCGACUCGAACCAGACCGGAGCUGUCUGUGGGUGUCGCUGCUAUGUCAAGACUCUGCACGAAGGCUCCAGAGAUUACCAUCAAUCUGGGCUUGAAGAUGAUGAGCUACUUGAAGCGACCAUCACAUGGAAUGAUCUAUGCUGACCAACCAGGUCCAGUUCAUGGAGCACGUGGUCAACUGAGCAAGCCAAGAUGUGUGCGUACGGUAGAGGCUUUUUCUGACAUCUCCUACGCGUCAACGAAGGGGUACAAAUCUCUUCAAGGCCAAGUCUACUACUAUGCUGGUGCACCGGUGAUGUGGAACACUAGCAGGCAACCAUUUCCAACUCAAUCAACUGCCGAAAGUGAGCUGGUCAGCCUUUGUGAGGCACUGGUUGGUGGCAGAGCUACAGCAGCUUUGAUCGCAGCCAUUCGAGAUGAACCUCCUGAGAAGUUGGUCAAGCGACUUUGGGGAGACAAUGCUGCGGCCAUUAGCUUAGCCACAGGUGAAGGCCAAGGGAGUUGGAGAACGAGGCAUUUGCGCAUCAGAGCGGCGAUUUUGAGAUCUGCGCUGCGCCACAAUGAGUGGGACUUGGGACAUCUCCUGGGUCGUGAGCUGGUGGCGGACUCCUUCACCAAGAUUGUCACUGGCCCUGCGUUUGAGAAGGCGCUGCAAGAUCUUUGCAUAGCCUCUGAUGAGCUCAAGGCGCAUGGCGAUGGAGCGGGCAUGCGACAUGAUCAAAUGAAUGCAAAAAUAGCGAUGUUGUUGGGAGCAACGCUGUUGUCUGGCGCUGCUGCAACAAGUGAUGAGGAGGGUGAUGACCAGUUGUCCUGGCUUUGGGUCGUUGGCUUAAUCCUGAUGUGCGUGGGAGCAGUCUAUGUGAGCGACAAGAUGGUCCGAAGUGGCAUGUGGCUCUAUAGAAGACUGAUAGGGGCAUCGGGCAGCCAAGUUGAUGUGAUGUCCAAAGGACGGCCACCGUCACCUAGCAUCAGUAUGUUGCAGUGGAGCAGUAGCAGUGAGGAUGAGAGAGAGCGAAGGGCAGAAAUGAAUGCACAGAGGGCCGCCUAUGCGCAACAGGCUGAUGUCGAUGAACUUCGGGCCAUGGUGGCGCAAAGUCGGCGUAUCCAAGAAGAUCCCCACAACAAAAUGCAUGGCAGAACUCCCGAGAUGUAUGAGGACACGUCUCAAUUGCCGAGACGACGCAAAAAGAAGGCGGAGAAGAAACAACGGGAUCCAGAGGCUGAAGAAGCGGCAGUAGAAAGGGCACAUCGUGAUUUGAUGAAUCACCUGGGAAACAUUGGUGGAGGACCAUUUUCACGGCGGAGGUCAUCACGAUCGGGCUCUGGCGGUGCUGCAGCAUCUUUUGCUCCUGGGUCGAUGGAAUUUGGCUACGGAGAACCGAGCUAUGUUGCAGCUUCAUCAAAUCAGAGCGCAUUACGUUCGGGCUCUGGAGUUGCAGCUUCAUCAAAUCAGAGCGCAUUACGUUCGGGCUCUGGAGUUGCAGCUUCAUCAAAUCAGAGCGCAUUACGUUCGGGCUCUGGCUUUGCAUCUUCAUCAAAUCAGAGCGCAUCACGUUCGGGCUCUGGCAUAGCAUCUACUUCAAAUCAGAGUGCAAUGCCAUCGGGCUCUGGUGGUGCUGUGGUGGCGUCUGUGGGAGAUGAGCGGCGUAGUGAAGGUUCCACUAACCGGUGGAACGAAUUCCAACAUGAACACAGCGGGCGUAGCUGGGGCUCUGACAAGUUCAGAGCUGAAUACUGGAAGUAUAGAGCCACAGGGCAAAAGCCAAAGUAG